AUGGCCACUAUUAAGUUGGCCACACCACAAAAGCAGACGGUGCACAAGUCAAUGGGCAGGAAGGUGCCCCACAAGCAGCUGGCCACCAAGGCAGCCUGCAAGAGCUCGCAAGCCACGGGCAGCGUGAAGAAGCCGCACUGCUACCAGCGGCCCGAUACCGUGGCACUGUGCAAGAUCCACAGCUACAAGAAGUCCACCGAGCUGCUUAUCCACGAGCUACCAUUCCAGCAACUGGUGCUCGAGACCUCGCAGGACUUCAAGACUGACCUGCGCUCCCAGAGCUUGUCCGUCAUGGCGCUGCAGGAGGCAUGUGAGGCCUACCUGGUGGGGCUCUUUGAGGAUAUCAACUUUCGCACCAUCCACGCCAAGCGCAUUACCAUUAUGCCCAAGAACAUCCAACUGGCAUGCCACAUUCACGGAAGGGGGGCAAAAAGUUUACAUAUGAUGCUGAAAUCUCAGGGUGGGACAAAUUAG
Messenger RNA from Sorex araneus (European shrew), 474 nucleotides. RefSeq lists its product as uncharacterized. NCBI's taxonomy places the organism in Eukaryota, Metazoa, Chordata, Mammalia, Eulipotyphla, Soricidae. Gene Ontology annotation, molecular function: structural constituent of chromatin; DNA binding; protein heterodimerization activity. The transcript is spliced from 2 exons. Gene Ontology annotation, cellular component: nucleosome. Bases 1 to 474 code for a protein of 157 amino acids. The record is from RefSeq and is a predicted model, not a curated record.